AGGAGAACAGAGCUGGAAAGCAGAACGAUGUCCAGUUGAGAAGAAGGCCUAAAUCCUACUGUCCUAUGGCCGGAAGGAAAAUGUCAGCUACGAAUAAUUUUCUCUCUAUUUGUAUAUUUGUGAUAACCUCAUGGAAUUUCACCCACUCAAGUGGACUUAUAGCAAAUUACUCAAAGGGCUUCCUGUUCACUGUUCCUAAACAUUUAUCAACACAAACAACAGUUCUGGAUCUAUCCAAUAACAGUAUAUCUACAUUGGAAAUCUCUGAUUUUCGUUCUCUUCCCAACUUACAAGUGCUAAUUCUGUCUCACAAUUCUAUCAGCAAAAUUGAUUUGGGGGUUUUCCAGCACAACAAAUUCUUAGAGCACCUGGAUCUGUCUCACAACAUGCUAAGGACUGUUUCUGGUUUUCCUGUUAAAAGCCUCAAGCAUCUAGAUCUCGCUUACAAUGACUUUACUGAUAUGCCGCUCUCCACCGAGUUCACCAAAAAAACAAAGCUGAACUAUUUGGGAAUUAGUACUAGAAAACUUUCAAGUGUCAACGUUCUUCUGCCUUUACAACUGGACACGCUGUUACUGGGCUUAGAAGAUCUUUAUGAAUACAGGCCAGGAAACCUCCUCGUGUUCAAUGCAAAGACGGUUCGGAUUGUGCUCCCUCAAAGAGCAGACUUUCGCAUCCUCUCAGAUCUACGAUUCAACGGUACAGAAAGUUUAGAACUUUCUAAGAUCCCAUUGGAGCAAAUGGGAGACUUAAGAACAUUUCUGACGCUGAAUGAAACAAGCACAUUGCUAAAUCUAACAAUAAUCAAUACAAAAUUCACUUGGAAAGACCUCAUUGACAGCUUCAAAGCAGUGGGGGAAUCCACUAUUAGUCACUUAACCAUUUUAUAUCCAACCAUUACUGAAUUCAAUGCUGGAUCUUUUAAAAAUGUGGAUCCCUCAUUAAAAAGUUUAACCAUCAAAUAUGGGCAACUUGAUACAGCAAAAUUUGACCAAAACAUUGUGUACUCAACUCUUUUCAACUUGAACAUUGACAGCUUGACUAUUUCUGAUACUGGUAUAUUAUAUAUAUAUUGUCCUGAAGCAGACAGUAGAUUUAAAUAUUUAAGUUUUAAAAACAACACAUUGACUGACACAAUGUUAAAAGGUUGCAAAAAUUUAACUAGUCUACAAACGUUCAUUUUACAAAAGAAUAGACUGGAAGAUCUUACCCAAGUGAGUUUAAUGACAACUAACAUGACCGCUCUGAAUUAUAUGGAUGUAAGUAAAAAUUAUCUGUAUUACAAAGACAGUGAAAACAAAUGCAACUGGGGUGAACAUAUAAUUAAACUGAAUUUGUCAUCCAACAAGUUAACAGACUCUGUUUUUAGAUGUUUACCGAACAAUAUCCAAAUGUUGGACUUACAAAGUAAUCAGAUUUCAGCUGUACCUAAAGAGAUCAUUGACCUGACUGCUUUAAAGGAGUUAAAUUUGGCUUCUAACAGACUCAAUGCUUUUCCUGGAUGUCGCCAUUUUAGAAACCUUCAGGUGCUUAACGUAGAAACUAAUUUUGUUCUUGACCAGUUUUCUGAAUUCUUCCAGACCUGUCAGAAUAUUCGAAGAUUAAAAGGAGGACAUAAUCCCUUUGGGUGCCACUGUGAAUUAAGGCAGCUCAUUCAUCUUCAAAAACAAGAAUCUGUGGCAUUGGAUGGUUGGCCUGAUGCUUAUAUGUGUGAAUACCCCAGCGACUUAAGGGGAACUCUCUUAAGAGAUUUCCAUAUUUCUGAACUUGAGUGCAAUGUGGCUCUCUUGAUUACAGUGAUUUUAGCGGUCGGUCUGUUCGUGAUAGCUGUCGUUGCUUUCUUCUGCGUCCGCUUCGAUGUUCCCUGGUAUUUGAAGAUGAUCUGUCGUUGGAGCCAGGUGAAACACCGGCUAUGGAAGAAUAAAUCGGAAGAGAUCCCCGAGAGCAUCCAAUACCACGCAUUUGUCUCCUACAGUGAGCACGAUGCUAACUGGGUCAAAAGUGAGCUCAUCCCCAAUCUGGAGAAGGAAGACGGGUCCUUAAAGAUCUGCCAACACGAGAGGAACUUCAUCGCAGGGAAGAGCAUUGUGGAGAACAUCAUCGACUGCAUCGAGAAAAGCUACAGGUCCAUCUUCGUACUAUCUCCCAAUUUUGUGCAGAGCGAGUGGUGCCAUUACGAGCUAUAUUUUGCUCAUCACAAGUUAUUCAGCGAAAACGCCAACGGUUUAAUUCUCAUUUUGUUGGAGUCCAUACCGGCCUACAUCAUUCCCGCCAGGUACUACAAACUCAAAGCUCUCAUGUCCAAAAGGACCUACUUGGAAUGGCCAAAAGACAAGAGGAAGCAUGCAUUUUUCUGGAUUAAUCUCAGAGCAGCUCUUCAGAUUAAACUGCCAAACUCUGAAGAAAUUGAAGAGCCCUAGGAACAGUGUGGAUGGAAAGGAAUCUGCUCUCAUAUCGACAAGAUCUGAUGGCUGUGGUUUUUAUGUUCCCUACUACUUUGUGAUUUGGGAGUGGCAUCUCCCAGCCUGAGCUGGUACACAAUCUGGACUCAUGGUUCCCACCUAGAGUGCAAGUGGCAGCCACGUCCAGAAGAAUCUUUGCAGAAAUAUAUCUUAUUUCCUUUCCUAGGUCGGGAAACACUGCAUCACUGGUAUUAGAAGUAUUAGUACCGCUUUAUAAAACCGUAGUAAGACCACACCUGGAAUAC
Molecule: messenger RNA, 2707 nt
Organism: Pseudonaja textilis
Lineage: Eukaryota; Metazoa; Chordata; Lepidosauria; Squamata; Elapidae
Source: RefSeq, a predicted model, not a curated record